GAAGAUGCUCGCUGCUCUCCAGCUUGGCUUGGACCCAGCCAUAGAGUGCCUGCCGUCGUCCUGUGCCUGCCCCUUCAGCUGCGCGCAAGUUGCGUCCGAUUAGUGUCCUGCCUGCACGGUACUUUGCAUAUCAUUUGCCGGCGCACUUAACGCGUGUCGUCCCGUUGGCGUAAUAAACACGAGGGUCAACAAUUUUGCAGGAUGGCGUCGCGAUGGGAUGGGGCUGGCGUGCCCGACGUGCUCAUCGCCCACGCCGCCGUCGUCUGCGCGGCCGUGGCCAGCGGCGACGCCGACCGCUUCCUCCAUGAAGACCCGACCGUGCUGCCCUACUCGGUCUACUUCAACCUGCCACCGCUCUACGCGAGCGACGAGUUUGUGCUCGUCGAAACGCCCGACUGCGUCGUCUGCUGCGUGAAGGCGCCUAUGGUCGCGCAGCAGCUCAUCGAGGUCACCGAGCGGCAGACGACCUUUCAAUAUGCUGGCCGCGUCCACGCCUCGUUCCAUAAGCGCGCCGUGUACAUUCGCUCGGUGUUGGAAGAGCUCACCGAAGCGACCAAGCCGCUCGUCUUUACGGGUCACUCGACGGCCGGUAGCAUUGCGCAGCUCUGCCUCCUCGAGACGCUCUUUCGCCACUGCUGCUCGGACGAACUGCAGUUUGCGAUCGAAACCAUUGACGCCGACCACCGCCAGAAGAACCCGACCACCUUGUCGUCGCUUGACGAGCUCAACGAGUCGCUGCAGCUCGACCUCGAGAUGCUCUUGCCGCAGCCGUCGGUCGCCGCCGAGAUGGCGCGGCGCUUCUUUGCUAUCGGCUUUGGGGCACCGUGUGCGGCAAGCGCCAACUGCCGGGAGCUCUUUACCUCGCUGGCGCUGCCGCUGCAACUGAUCACGCUCGUCAACGAGUACGACUGCAUCCCGUCGAUCUACAACGUCGCGCAGGCGUCGUCGCUGGCCGCCAAAACCACGACCAAGUUCAUUGCGAUCUCCAAAGCGACCGCGUCGCUCCUCGGGCUCUUCCCGACCGUCGAGCGCCUCGACAUGGAGGGCAGCGGCCUCAACCUCGCGCCGAGCGUCUACAUCAAGAUGACGUGGUGCAUCCUCGCGACGACGGCGUAUGUCAACAUGACGUGGUCAGUGCUGCACAAGGUCUUCCGGCAGUUCCAAGACCACGUGCUCGGCCCUAUGUGGCGGGACGUCCAGUACGUCCCCUUUGGCCGCUACGCAUUCUUGUCCAAAGAUUCGUUCGAGCUUGUCGUGCAAGACGAUGCGGAUGCGAUCCUCGGGACGCUCCAGGCGACGCUCGAGGUGCUCUCGGCGCACGCGCUCUGGCAGCACGUCAUGCCCGCGUACCUCGCCCAAGUGCUCAAGCGCGUCGACGACCGCCACCCGGACAUGGACCACUACGAGCGGCUGCAGGUCCCUCGGGACGCCUCGUCCGCCGCGAUCGUGGCAGCCUACCGGUCGCUCGCGCUGCGCUGGCACCCGGACCGGUGGUCGCGGUCGUGCGACUCGGCCGAGCUGGCGUUUGCCGAAGACAUGUUCAAGCUACUGGCCGAGGCCUACGAAGUGCUCUCGGACCCGACGACCCGCGCCGAGUACGAUGCAAGCCUCGCGCACGCCAAGUGCGCGAACGCCAAACUCUUUCCGAUCUCAUUGGACGACGCGCUGCUCCUCUUUCAGCGCGAAGCCGACAAGUGGCAGUGGGUUGUGCGUCCGAUGGCGCGGUCGGCGAGCAAUGCGCUGGGCGUCGCGCGUGCCAAGCUCACGCCGCACCGCUUCGAGACGGGCAACCACGACAACGUCUUCCUCGGGCACAAGAUGCGCGUCUUGCGGGAGGAUGCCACCAUCACGUACGUUGGCCGAGACGACGUGCUCCCAAGUGACCGACCGGUGCCGUCCAAGCUCUCGGGUCUCACGGCCGCGUCGGUGGUCGGUGGCGCCGUCGCACUCGGCGCGGGCGUUGCACUUGUCAUGAACGCGUGGUCCCAGUACAGCGACAGCAUGAAGCGCCAGCGACAAGCCCACACGGUCCACCAGAUGCCACCGCUGUACCUUGAGCGACUGUUGACCGACGAUGUCGACGACGACGACAGCCUCCAAGUCCUCGAAGAGUUUUACGACUGUCUCGACGAGCUCGAGCUCGCUCGCUUGCAGCAGUCGGCCGAGGACACCUUCUUCGACUGCCUCGAGAGCACGCUGACGAUCUGUGACGACACGGAGCACCGUGUCGUCUUCCCCAACGGCGCGUCGGUGCGGACGCCAUUUGGAUCGGGCGUCGUCGUCGACGCGUCGCUCGACGGUAUCUACGAAGUCGAGAUCCACGGGCUCGGCACGGCGUACGUGCAGCACAGCGACGUGCGGCGCGGCGGCGAGGCUGAAGUCCACGGAAAAGAGGCCCUCCUCGAGACCAAGCGCAAGGACCUCGUCGCGCUCGUGGUGAGUCGGUACGCAUUGCAGUCACCGGCCCCCGCCUCGAUGCUGGCGGUGGGCACCGACGCCGCGCUUGACAGCGGGGUCAAGGCCGCGGGCGGCGUCGCCCUCGUCAAAAGCAUGGAGCGUCUGGCGCCGCGCGUCUCGUCGUCGGCGGCCCCGCUCGCGAUAGCUGCGAUCCUCGUCGACAUUGGGCGCGAGUACAUCGAGUACCGCGCCAACCGCAAAAAGCACGGCAAGUGGUCAACUGCGACGUCCGAGCGGCUCCUCAUGCAACGCUUCCGCCUCAAGGCCGGAUAUCACGUGGCGGGCGGCACGGGCGCCGCCGCCGGAGCGACCCUCGGCGCGUACGGGCUCACGUCGAGCGUCGGGUACUGGACCGGCUCGGCGUUUCUCGGUCCUGUGGGGCUUGCUGCCGCCACCGGCGCCGCUGUCGUCGGUGGUAUGCUCGGCUACUUUGUCGGCGCGUCGGCGUACAGUGGCACGACCAAAGGGUACUUUUCGUCGUUGGCGCGCGCGACCGAUGAGAUUGAGCGGCUCGAAUUUGGCGCCAAAGUGCUCUUUACUGAGUUUGACCAGUCGGGCUCGGGCGCCGUGCCCAUCGCUGACGGCGUCGCGCUCGUGCAAAAGCUGUGUCGCGCCGCGGGCCUCUCGCCGCCCGACGGCAUGCCAACGUCCAACGAGACGCUCUCGUGGACGACGUUCUGGGAGUGGGUGAGCCUCGAAGCGGUGCGCAAGCUCGAAGCCCUCGAAGCCGAACAAGACGUCGAGUACAGUGGCGGGUGGUGGCCCCGGUACCUUGGCUCGUUUGUCUACGCUUCGCCGCCGGUGACCAAGCAGCUCCGGUCGCAGUCGGCGCCGGCGUCGCUGCUCAGCGCCGUUGUGGCAACGCCGCCCACAUCGCUCGACCGGCCACGACGGCCGACAGUGACGAGCCGCAAGAGCCUGCACGUCGAAGCGGCCCAGCUCGAGUGCCUCGUCGACCACGACUGGCUCACCAAGGAGGACGCGUACCACCUCAAGACGCUCAUGCUCUCGGACGACGAAGGGUUGCAAAAGUGCGCGCUGGAGACGAUCCACACGAUGCAGGAGGCGUGGGAGGUCGAGAGCGAGGGCGGCUGCCUCAUCACGUCGGCCUUCUCGCCCGUCGACGCGCCCGAAGUCGACGACGCGCACCAAGUGGAAGUGAAUGGCGCGCCGCGCUACGACGAGCGCGAGUGCUUGGACGUCAUGUGCUCACUUCUCUCGGCGGACGGCGUGCGAAGGCUCUUGCUCGAGCACGGCGUCGACGUCCCGGACACUGCGUCGUUCACCCACCGCGACCUGCACGGCCUCGCGCUCACAUAUUUGGCCGACGAGCCGCUGUAGAGUUUACUAUCGUAAUUUGCAACUUGUUGUGUCAUAUGAGGCAUCAACUACCACAGGUUUUG
Messenger RNA from Saprolegnia diclina VS20, 3860 nucleotides. RefSeq lists its product as hypothetical. Bases 202 to 3798 code for a protein of 1198 amino acids. The record is from RefSeq and is a predicted model, not a curated record. The transcript has a single exon. Lineage: Eukaryota; Oomycota; Saprolegniomycetes; Saprolegniales; Saprolegniaceae.